Messenger RNA from Acanthosepion pharaonis, 1077 nucleotides. The record is from the annotation of a GenBank genome assembly. NCBI's taxonomy places the organism in Eukaryota, Metazoa, Mollusca, Cephalopoda, Sepiida, Sepiidae.
AUGAGCAUCUUUCUGUGCUUUCAUUAUAGACUCUCUCUCUCUCUCUCUCUCUCCCUCUCUCUCUCUCUACAUAUAUAUAUAUAUAUAUUAUUAUCUUUUCAUAUCUAUCUCAUCUGUUUAUAUCUAUCUAUCUAUAUCACAUUUUUAUAUCUAUCUAUCUAUCUAUCUAUAUCAGUCUGUGUAUAUCUAUCUAUCUCAUCUGUUUAUAUCUAUCUAUAUAUCUAUCUAUAUCACUUUUUUAUAUCUAUCUAUUUACAUCAGUUGGUUUAUAUCUAUCUAUCUAUCUAUCUAUCUAUCUAUCUAUCUAUCUAUCUAUAUCAGUCUGUGUAUAUCUAUCUAUCUAUCUUUUUCAGUCUGUUUAUAUCUAUUUAUCGCAGUCUUUUCAAUAUCUAUGAGUCUAUCUUUCUAUUUUUCUAUCUACAUAUCUAUCUAUCCCAGUCUCUUCAUAUCUAUCUCAUUCUUAUCUAUCUAUCAAAGCUUGCCUUAAUCUCUCUCUCUCUCUCUCUCUCUCUCUCUCUCUCUCUCUCACUAUCUAUCUAUAAGUUUUUUCUCUCUCCUUCUCUGCCAUUAUAUCAUUCUGGCCCCCCUCUCUCUUGGCUGCUGCUCCUGUAUGUCUCUCUUUAUCUCUUUCGCCUUCUUUCUCUCCCUCUCCUCCUGUAUGUCUCUCUUUAUCUCUUUCGCCUUCUUUCUCUCCCUCUCCUCCUGUAUGUCUCUCUUGAUCUCUGUCUCCUUCUUUCUCUUCCUCUGUAUGUCUCUCUUUAUCUCUAUCACCUUUCUUGCCCUCCUUCUCUCUCUGUAUGUCUCUCUUCAUCUCUAUCUACUUCUUUCUCUCUCUACCUCUCCAUCUGUAUGUCUCUCUUUAUCUCUAUCUCCUUCUUUCUCUCCCUCUCCUCCUGUAUGUCUCUCUUGAUCUCUGUCUCCUUCUUUCUCUUCCUCUGUAUGUCUCUCUUUAUCUCUAUCACCUUUCUUGCCCUCCUUCUCUCUCUGUAUGUCUCUCUUCAUCUCUAUCUACUUCUUUCUCUCUCUACCUCUCCAUCUGUAUGUCUCUCUUUAUCUCUAUCUCCUUAUCUUAUUUAA